This is a messenger RNA of Pieris macdunnoughi, 1395 nucleotides long. The record is from the annotation of a GenBank genome assembly. NCBI's taxonomy places the organism in Eukaryota, Metazoa, Arthropoda, Insecta, Lepidoptera, Pieridae.
AUGGAAGACGAAUUAGAGGAUCGUGUUUUACAUCAAACAUACUUGUCUUGUAUGAAAAUUUUGUCGCGCUUUAGUAGUAGUGUUGCUUUAGACACCCCAACGAGCUAUUUCUGGAAAAUGGUGCGUCUUUAUUUAUUGCGCUCGGAAGUGCUCAUUUUCACAUUUGGAAUAGUAGUAGUCUUCAUGUACUUACAAACUAUAGGAUUAUGGAGCCGUACGUUACUAAGCAGGCUAUCGCAUGCCGUAAAUCCAAUAAAUGCAGUCCAAAGAAUGAAGUUGAUGGAAGGCUCGGAUGCGGACAAACAGAGUUGGGAGUUAAAGGGGUCAUUGAGUGCGGUGUAUGCAAUUAGAGGAAGGAGAAUGCACAUGGAAGAUAAGUUUAUAAUAAAUGAAAAUAUAAAUGACACAGGCAUUUCUUUAUUUGCUAUAUUUGAUGGACACGGCGGAGAUUUUGCGGCUAAUUAUGCACAAGAACAUCUAAUACAAAAUCUGUACAAUAAGGUUGUAGAGUUAAGUGCAUUUAAAGAUGGCAAACUUCCUGAAACUCCUAAAAAUGAAAGCCCGGAUGAACAUAAGAAAGAAGAGAGAGAAAAUAAUAUAAGUGUUGAAAGAAAAAGUAGUUUCAAAAAGUCUGUGAGUACUGCUGAUGAUACUUCUAAAAAGGAGAUUACAGACCCACAACUUUUAGCUCAAUUAAAUAAAGCGAGACCAAUUACAAGAGAAGUAAGACCAAUAAAACCAGUAAAAAAUGUGUCUGUUCCCUUGUCUAGUUAUAUUUUAAAAGGAAAAAUUAAUUAUGGUAAAUUGCUGACUGAUGAAGUUCUAGCUGCUGACCAAUUGCUUGUGGAAGCUGCCAAACGUUCUAUGAAUGUUGCUGGAACAACUGCUCUGAUUGCUGUUUUAGAGGAUAAUAAUCUUAUAGUUGCCAAUGUGGGAGACUCAAGAGGUGUUAUGUGUGAUUCCCGUGGAAAUGCUAUUCCAGUGUCUUUUGACCAUAAACCACAACAGGUUCGAGAACAAAAAAGAAUAGAAGCUGCUGGUGGCUACAUAGCUUUUAAUGGAGUCUGGAGAGUAGCUGGAAUCUUAGCUACAUCUCGAGCAAUGGGUGACUAUCCAUUAAAAGAUAAAAACUUUGUUAUUGCUAAUCCUGACAUUUUGACAUUUAAUUUAGAAGACCAUAAGCCAAUGUUUUUAGUCCUUGCCUCAGAUGGUUUAUGGGAUACCUUUUCAAAUGAAGAAGCUGUUAAAUUUAUAAAAGAGAGAUUAGAUGAACCAGACUUUGGAGCGAAAAGUUUGACACUCCAGGCUUACUAUAGAGGUUCCGUUGACAACAUCACAGUAUUAGUUAUUAAUUUUAUGCAAGAGAAAUAUACCACCGCAACUCUCACAGAAUAA